This is a messenger RNA of Exophiala oligosperma, 909 nucleotides long. RefSeq lists its product as uncharacterized. Gene Ontology annotation, molecular function: hydrolase activity. The record is from RefSeq and is a predicted model, not a curated record. Lineage: Eukaryota; Fungi; Ascomycota; Eurotiomycetes; Chaetothyriales; Herpotrichiellaceae. The transcript has a single exon. Bases 1 to 909 code for a protein of 302 amino acids.
AUGCCAGAACUAAGAGUCGAAUUCCCCAGUGACGGUGUCACCCUAGUCGGCACCCUCUUCCGUCCUGAAGGCGCCGCGGGAAAGCUUCCCACCGUAGUGGCCGCAGGUGGAUGGUGCUACACCAAAGAGAUUGUGUUGCCGCACAUCGCACGCAUUGUCAAUGAGAAGGGUAUCCAGUUCCUUGGGUUCGACUACGCAGGCUUUGGAGAAAGUUCAGGGGACCGUCGCCAGCACCUAGACCCUUGGAAACAGAUUUCGGACUAUCGAAACGCAUUGACUUACGUCGAGAGCCGCGACGAUGUGGACUCAAACAGGCUCGGUGUCUUCGGCAUAUCGUACAGUGGUGGGCAUGUGUUGAUCCUGGCGGCAAUCGACAGCCGAGUCAAGGCGGCCGUCAGCGUGGUGCCUGUCGUUGAUGGUCACGCCAAUAUGAAGCGAGUCCAUGGGGAGACCCGGUUCUGCGACUUUCAGGACUAUAUCCUCAGGGAUCGCAGGGCUCGCAGCAAGGGUAACGGCGGCAAGAUAUCGUUUGCAACAACCACUCCUGGCACAGAACUCUCGGUCUGGCCUUUUGCCCGCGUGAACGAAGUGUUCUUGGAGCUACAAAAGCACGAAGCUCCCCUUCAUCAGCACUGGAGCACCACAGAGUCGGCAGAACUGUUGCUCAAUUAUUCGGUUUUCCCGUUCCUCGGACGAAUUCUGGAUACAAAGGUCUGCAUGAUUGUGGCUGAGGGCGAUAACAUCACCGCUUGGGAUUUGGAAAUCGAGGCUUUCAGUAAGGUCGCUUCUCCAUUCAAGAACAUACAGAUCCUUCCUGGUACCAGUCAUAUGAGCCUGUAUUCAGAGAGAUCCGAUACGAACAUCGCGGCUGGCCACAGUAGAGAUUGGUUCGCAACAGCAUUUGGCUAA